AGCAAAGAGGAUUCGGGACCUUGGGGUCUGUCCCACGUGCCCCUUUGAGCAGCAUCCUGUCGGAUUCUCCUCCCUCCCAAGGCCAGACAGGUGACAGACAGCAUUGGUUCUUAGACGCCUCCUACCAUCAGCCCAGCUUCCCCCCUGGACAGAGAAACUCCCUCAGCUACUCUUCUGAGGCUCAGCACCCUACACGUUCCCACAGCCUGCAAGGGCCCCUGCAGAUUCCCAGGGCACAGGGCAGACUGGCAUCUGGGACUCUGCUUCAGUGCUCAGCCCACCCCGUUUCACCCUCAGAAGGGCCAGGGGCUCCCUCGGUCCCUUGCAGCCCCUGAAGCAUCUUUCCUACUCGUCCGGGUAGAGUGAGCCUGAGGCCAGUGGAUGAACACACAGAAGCUGAAAGCGCCCAGUAAAGGAUGCGUGAGGGGGCCGCGCGGAACUGGAGCACGGGCUGCUGGCUGCGGGCACUCUGCCUGGUCUGGCUGUGGACCCUCCUGGCCUCGGCUUCCUUGCAGCCUCCAACUCCCACAGUCCCCGUGAAGCAAGGCACUUGCGAGGUGACGGCCUCUCACCGCUGCUGCAACCGGAACCGCAUCGAGGAGCGCUCCCAGACCGUCAAGUGCUCCUGCUCCUCCGGCCAGGUGGCUGGCACCACGCGGGCAAAGCCCUCCUGCGUGGACGCCUCCAUCGUCCUGCAGAGGUGGUGGUGCCAGAUGGAGCCCUGCCUGCCGGGGGAGGAGUGCAAGGUGCUGCCGGACCUGUCGGGGUGGAGCUGCAGCCGGGGACACAAGGUCAAAACCACCAAGGUGACACGGUAGUUCUUGGGGUCAUGGCCUCGGCAGAACAGCUUGACUGAGCCGUGGACGGAAGCAUGGUAUCCAGUUAUCAGCCGGCAAGUCUGGAGGUUCGCUUACCUGGACACACGUCCCAGGUCAAAGGCCACACCCCCUUUCCCAGGGGCGUUUCAGUUGAGCUGCUCAGCGGAUAUGGACAAACCUCCAGCCACAGACCUAGUGUUGCGCUGGGCUCUCCGGGUCACGAUACAAUACCUGCCCUCAAGGCGUGUCCAGUCAAGUCGGAGAACUGACGAAAGACGCUUUAGAUCAUAAGCAUGUGGUAGCAGACUGUGGCUUCUGGGCCAUACGCUGUGGGCAUGUUGGGGGUGUGGGACUGAGACUCCCACAGCUCUGCAGCCACUGCCUGGUCACAGGGCACAAAGACAAGAGGUCACAUUGACCACCCACCGCUUCUCUCCCUCACAUGGGUCCAAAUCCCCAGUGCACUGCUAACGUGUUGAAGGAAGACACGUGUCCCUCUGCAGACUGGCUGCACAGCCUUUGCCUGGGACUGGCUUGACUUGCGGAAGAGACGCAGAGAUGAAGCCAAACUUUCCAGCGGAGCUUCUGCAGACAUGGGGCCCAGUUUGGGCUGUUGGUUGUUGGGCUAGGGAUGGACCGGACCUUCAGAUCACUGCCGUCCAAACAC
Myotis davidii is the source of this 1485-nucleotide messenger RNA. RefSeq names its product family with sequence similarity 19 (chemokine (C-C motif)-like), member A3 (gene TAFA3). Gene Ontology annotation, biological process: neuroblast differentiation; negative regulation of microglial cell activation; positive regulation of microglial cell activation. Gene Ontology annotation, molecular function: receptor ligand activity. The transcript is spliced from 5 exons. The record is from RefSeq and is a predicted model, not a curated record. Bases 417 to 818 code for a protein of 133 amino acids. NCBI's taxonomy places the organism in Eukaryota, Metazoa, Chordata, Mammalia, Chiroptera, Vespertilionidae.